UCCAAGGACCACCAUCCACUGAGAUUCUUCUGGAAAAUAAAUCUGCGUCUAAUCACCACCAGCACCAAAACGAGAUGCUCGCAGCGUGAAGACAUGCUUUGCUGGUGAAAUCUUUGACAGUAUGGACUCAGCUUUGGAUCUGGCGUUCAGUUGAGCUAACCCUCGGUGGUGUGAAACGCUCAGACAUUUCACUUUGCUUUGCCAGAAACUCAUCUCUGAACUCAUGGAGGGUCCGGUUUUGACAGAAAGUGAAGUUUGGAAAGUUGGCUCGGAGACCAGCACAAGCAUAAACACUGAAGACCGAAGCAUUGACUUUCAGCUCAUUAAUAACACUGAUGAAAAAGCAACAGCACCAGAGAGCGCAGUUCAAGAGGAGAUCAUCAAACAGUCGGUGAAUCCACCUGAACUGCGAAUCGAGGAUUUCUCUUCCACUCAAACUGAAAUGGAGACUGAUGAUCCAGCAUGCAAAGAGAGAUGUAAGGAGAUGUGCAUUGAUCAGGAGAUCACCAUACUGGUGACCAAUCACGAUUGCAAUUUAGAGGAUGAAGAGGAUGAAGACACUAAUAAAGAGCAGACGACUUGUACUGAAGCUGAAAUCUCUAGUGUUGAUGUUCAAGAACUGAUUGAAGAGGAAAAUCUUGACGGAUCAAUUGUUGUGGCUAACAUGAUUGAAGUCAGUCAAGUCCAGAAAACCAACGUCAUAAACAACACCUCAUCUAAUACAGCAACUGAAGAACGACCAAAACCUCAAGAAGAUCUAGACAAAAUUUGCACAAAGUCUAACACACCACAAGAAUCGGAUGUUUGUAGCACACAAAGUCUGGAAGAUCAACCCACACAGUCUGAAGAUGUAGAAAAAGUCGAUGCAAAUAAAAGCGAAUCGGCUAAAGAGAAGCUGGAUUUGAGUCGAUCUCCUAUUCGUACUCAACACGUGCAAACACAAGUCAGUCUUGAGGUUAUGUACCAUUCGGUGGCCACCAGUCCCAUGACUCCACCAGAAGGCUCUGGAACUUUCAUUUUCCCGAGCACUUUUGGAAAGCUUGCUAAUAAAUGCAACCAGGACGACAUACAGACUAAAAAUGUGGAGAUGCAUUCGGUGGCCACAGCUCCAAUGACUCCAAUAGUUCUGAACGCUCCAGAGACGCAUUCUGUAGCCACAGCUCCGAUGACUCCUAUAGUACUGAAUGCUCCAGAACUGCAUUCGAUAGGCACAGCUCCAAUGACUCCUUUAGUUCUGAAUGCUCCAGAACUCCAUUCGAUAGGCACAGCUCCAAUGACUCCUUUAGUUCUGAAUGCUCCAGAGAUGCAUUCAAUAGGCACAGCUCCAAUGACUCCUAUAGUACUAAAUGCUCCAGAGAUGCAUUCGAUAGGCACAGCUCCAAUGACUCCUGUUAUUUUAACCGCUCCAGAGGUCAUCCCGGAGCCAGAACCAAGGAUUGGUAUUGUAAUUGAAGAUCCUCCGGAGCCCGUGCAGGAGGUGAGCUGGGAUGAAAAAGGCAUGACUUGGGAGGUUUACGGAGCGGUGGUGGAGGUGGCGGUGCUGGGAACGGCUAUUCAGAAGCACCUGGAGAAACAGGUGAAGAAGCAGAAGAUACAGCCCGGUCCGAUUGAUGUCCCGUCUGUGGAUCUGAGCGAAAUUUCCACGCCGAUGCCUUCCAGUCCUCCUCCAAUUUCAGAUUCUGCUGAAAACAUCCAGGAUAAAGGAGAAAGUGAGGAGAAGCCAGUGCAGAUCAAAAGACGUCGACAGAAUCAUGUCCGUCAGUGGUUUAGGAGCAUCCGGAGGCCGAGUUGUUGCUCAAGACCACGUCAAGAGGAGGAAUAAAACUAAAAACAUCAGUCGAAACUAUUGUAAUAGUCCAAACCAGACAAUCUCUACUAGUCUUGAGCAGCUUUGUCUAAUGAGACGCACCUUUAACAUUCUUAAAGGGACAGUUUACACAAUUUUUUAUUUCCUCAUCAUUUGCUUACGAUGGUGACAUCCAUAACAGGAAUAAAAACACUAUGGAAGUCAAUGGCUGUUUUUAUCCAGCAUUCUUCAGUAUAUCUUUCUUCAGCAGAACAAGAAGCUCAAACAGGUCUGGAACAGGUUGAGGAUGAA
This is a messenger RNA of Danio aesculapii, 2098 nucleotides long. It is a transcript of the gene gprin1, whose product is annotated as G protein-regulated inducer of neurite outgrowth 1. The transcript is spliced from 2 exons. Gene Ontology annotation, biological process: neuron projection development. Lineage: Eukaryota; Metazoa; Chordata; Actinopteri; Cypriniformes; Danionidae. Gene Ontology annotation, cellular component: plasma membrane. The record is from RefSeq and is a predicted model, not a curated record. The coding region runs from base 224 to 1822 and encodes 532 amino acids.